UUAGGUUAUUUAAAUAUUUAGAAAUCAGUUUAUUUAUAUAAGUUUAUAAAAAUGAGAUUAAUUUUUACUCUAUUGUUAUAAAUAGAAAUGAAUAUGAUGAAUAGUAUGAAAUUCUUUCGGAAAUUAUUGCAACACCCAUCAAAAACUACUACAUAUUGUACUACGAACGUUAAAUAUUUUCGUACAACACUAACUGAUUUACAUGGAGAAUAUGAAUGGUUGGAUCCAAAGUCGGAAGACGAAGUAGUUAAUAUAACGAUAAUAAAUAAAGACGGGGAGAAAUUCCCUAUAAGAGGGAAAGUUGGUGAUAAUCUCUUGUAUUUAGCUCAUAGAUAUCAAAUACCGAUGGAAGGUGCUUGUGAAGCGUCUUUGGCUUGCACCACUUGCCAUGUUUAUAUUCAGAGUAACCAUUCAGACAUUCUAGCAGAACCGACGGAAACUGAGGAAGAUUUGUUGGAUAUGGCACCAUUUCUGAAGGAAAAUUCUCGCCUAGGGUGCCAAAUUACGUUAGAUAAAAAUUUAGAGGGUCUAGUCGUCAGAUUACCAAAAGCUACAAGGAAUUUUUAUGUAGACGGACAUACACCCAAACCGCAUUAAUAAGAUAAUUUUUUUAAAUCGUAAUCUCAUACAUAUUGUAGAAAUAUACAUACAUUUUGUAAUUUAA
Diorhabda carinulata is the source of this 664-nucleotide messenger RNA. Its product is annotated as adrenodoxin-like protein 1, mitochondrial. Bases 88 to 597 code for a protein of 169 amino acids. Gene Ontology annotation, biological process: P450-containing electron transport chain; positive regulation of oxidoreductase activity. Gene Ontology annotation, molecular function: 2 iron, 2 sulfur cluster binding. The record is from RefSeq and is a predicted model, not a curated record. Gene Ontology annotation, cellular component: mitochondrion. NCBI's taxonomy places the organism in Eukaryota, Metazoa, Arthropoda, Insecta, Coleoptera, Chrysomelidae. The transcript has 3 exons.